Messenger RNA from Pyrus x bretschneideri (Chinese white pear), 1086 nucleotides. RefSeq lists its product as uncharacterized. The coding region runs from base 143 to 874 and encodes 243 amino acids. Lineage: Eukaryota; Viridiplantae; Streptophyta; Magnoliopsida; Rosales; Rosaceae. The transcript has a single exon. The record is from RefSeq and is a predicted model, not a curated record.
CUUAAACCCCACAACCCAGUCCUGAGUCCUCUUCCAAGCCCACUCUCUCUAUCUAUCUCUCUUCCUUCUGCAUUUUCUCUCUUCUCCCACCUCCAAUGGGAUUUCGUUUUGAUUUCUAUUGAUAAAGAAAGAUUGCAUUUUCAUGGAAGAAAAUGCGAGUCUCAUCAUCUGGGAAUUCAAGAUCUUAACUUCCAUUCCAAACUUGCAAAUUUCUGAAACCAUGAAGAACUUUUGCUCUUCGAUCUCCUCAAGUCCUCUGUUUUCCAGCAUUGUUGCUCUCUAUGCUCUGAUCCUCCUCUACCUCCCGAACCAUUUCCUCCGAAUCGUUUUCUCGCCGGUCCUGAUCAUCACCGGAAUUCUCCUACUCACGAUUCUCCGUAUGGGCGCGAUUCAGAGGAUUGAAACGGAAGACGAUGAACGCGAACAAAUGGAAACCAAUCGCUCUCUGCUCGAAAGCGAAGAAAACAGGGGAAGCAGCAAUGGACUCCAAGAACAAAUCCCAAGUUUGCAAGACGACCAAGAACACAGAUUUUUCGACAACCAAUCCGAAACGGACUCCGAAAGCGAAGCGGGUUUCGACCCGAACCCGUGUUUCGAAGACUUGUUCGUUGAGUGGAACCUGAAGGCGCCAUUGGAGGUCAUUUAUGAAGAGUAUGAAGGUGAAGAAGAUGAGGUGGAUCCGGAUGAAAACGACCCGGCUUCGAAUCGAAAGGAAGGAGACCAAGUUCUAAGUCUUGAUAAGCACCCUUCGUUGUCGCUGUAUUACCCGGAGUCGGACUCGGAUAGCUCUUCGGACGGCCGGUUUUCGGUGGAUGGAGUGUGGGACUCACCGGAGGCGAUAUGUUUCCGGUGGGAGAGGAUAGAGAAGGGCUGAUAGAGAUUGCUCUGGACGGCAAUUCAAAGAGAGGCAGCUUGGAUUUUCGGGUUGAUCACGAUCACGAGGAAGAAAAUUUGAUAGAGAUUGAUAUAUCUCCGACGAGAAGCAAUGAAUUUUGCGCCGAGAAAUGGCAGUUCUCCGGCGAUUUUAGGUUCAGCUAAUGUUGGAUUGGUAAUGAGAAUAAUAUCGAUGCAAGAUGGAUUAUGUUC